Molecule: messenger RNA, 1602 nt
Organism: Cylindrotheca closterium
Lineage: Eukaryota; Bacillariophyta; Bacillariophyceae; Bacillariales; Bacillariaceae
Source: the annotation of a GenBank genome assembly
AUGAUCCGAACAGCCAUCCACCUACUUGUACCCUGGGCAAUCUUACUGCAACUAUUUGGAACUGUUCAUGCAACUGUCAGUAGUGAUUAUAGAUACACGUACCUGAAUGUUCUUCGGAAAACUCAUCUGGACCACGUUGACAGUCAUGACAAAAACGAUGUGGAAGAAACCUUCCUAAAUCAACGACUGGAUCAUUUCGAUCGCACAAACAGGGCCACGUUCGAACAAAGGUAUUUCUCGACGGAUCGAUAUGUCCUUGAAAACCCAUCGAAAAAUGUCAACUUCUUGUGCGUGGGAGGCGAAGGACCUGGGUUCGACAAGAGUGUAUUGAUAGAUUCGGUUCACUGUACAGGGGAUAUGCUGGAGCUGGCGCAAAUCAUGUCCAAAAAGCAUGGCGUUAGCGUCCAGGUAUAUGCCCUUGAACAUAGGUACUACGGGAAAUCAUACCCUUCUUUCUCAGACUCUCCUGUCACUAUUCAAAAUCUCAAGUACUUGAGUUCGCGGCAGGCGUUGGAAGAUUUGGCCCAUUUCGUUCAUCACAUCAACGACAAACAAGGUAGAGAGACCCGUUGGGUCACGUUUGGAGGUUCUUAUCCUGGAGUCCUGGCUGCAUAUGCACGCUUUAAAUAUCCUCACAUGAUAUUCGCGGGUGUCUCUUCUUCUGCCCCCGUGAAGAUCGUCGUUGACUUCCCCGAUUAUUAUCAUGUGGUGGGAAAAGACUUGAGGUAUUCAAAAGUUGGCGGCUCGCCUUCCUGCUACGAUAUUGUGAAAAAAGGACACGAACAAGCCACUCAGCUUGUCGACCAUGAAAAAUUUGCAACCGACUUUAUGGUAUGCGACGCAAGCAAGCUCAAAGAAAGGCGGAACCAAGAGAUAUUGCUUGGAGAUGGUCUCAUCAACAUCCCUUCGCAGUCAAAUGACCCCGGAUGCACAGAUGACCUAUGCAACAUUCGGCGGUUAUGUGACUUUAUGGAGGAAAUUCAUUCUGCAACCAACCUGACGGAACUUGAUGUUUUAGCAACGGUGGCAUCAAAACAGCGACGUUCAGACGAAUGCCUGGAAGUCGACUGGAACAAGACUCUUGUGGAACUAAGUAAGCCUGUCGUUACGGGCGAGGGCUGGCGGUCCUGGUUGUGGCAGACUUGCACUGAAUUUGGAUUUUAUCAGACUUGCGAAGAUGAGCAGUGCCCCUACGCCUCAUCCUAUCAUAGAGUAGAUAUUGAUUUGGAGAUUUGCAAAGUUGCAUUCAACGUGACGGAUGUAUAUGAAAACAUUGAAGCUUCAAUAAAUUAUUACGGUGGACUGGAUGUGAAUGGCGGUUCCCGAGUCUUGUUUAUAAACGGCGAUGUAGACCCCUGGUCCGCUUUAGGAUUGCUGAAUUCUACCGAUCACGAGUUACCAGCGAUUGUAGUCCCAGGAGCAAGUCACCAUGCGUGGACACACUCAAAACAGGCGACAGAUUCGACGGAAAUUCAACAUGCAAGGGCAAUGAUUUAUGCCACUGUCACUGGGUGGCUCACCGAUGAGCGCUCUACCGAAGGUAAACGAGUAGUUGGCACUGUUGGUUCUCUACGAAUGAACAAUGUUGUCUCGAGCACCUAA